This is a messenger RNA of Epinephelus lanceolatus (giant grouper), 3563 nucleotides long. RefSeq names its product insulin-like growth factor binding protein 5a (gene igfbp5a). Lineage: Eukaryota; Metazoa; Chordata; Actinopteri; Perciformes; Serranidae. Gene Ontology annotation, molecular function: insulin-like growth factor I binding; insulin-like growth factor II binding; fibronectin binding. Gene Ontology annotation, biological process: regulation of insulin-like growth factor receptor signaling pathway. The record is from RefSeq and is a predicted model, not a curated record. Gene Ontology annotation, cellular component: extracellular region.
ACGUUGUUUGACAUACCCAUCGUUGUAGGCUUCGCCUCUGGCUGUUUCUUUUUUAAAAGGCAAGCUCAAAGCCACAGAUUAUACAUUUUGCUCACAAGCCGUGCGGGUAAAAUAACCUACAGAGAGAGCGGCAGCGGGAAUCAGGCUCUUUCUUUCUGAUUUGGAGACGAACAGCUUGCGCGUAAACGGCACCAGGCAUCACUGAAGGGAGAGAUUCGUGGUGUCUGGAUAUUUUCUUUUUUUAAUUUAUUGGUGACAAGGGUGAAGGAGAUUGCAGGGGGAGCAGAGUGAUUCUUUGUGGAUUGCGAGCAUCGGAUGACAUUUGGGAGUUGAGCGCGCAAAGCACCUGUGGAUGCAACACCCCCCACUGAUGUUUGGACUCAAAUCUUUUGCCAAGAAAGCAUUCACCACGAGAUUUAGUUGAUAAUCGUUGCGGUUUCGAUCAAACAGCCUGCAGUUUAGACAAGAAGCGCGCCAUGCUGCUGAGCGUUUCCCUCCUGGUGGUUCCCCUGCUGAGCAUAACCGGCUGCGGCUCCUCGUACGUGCCGUGCCAGCCGUGCGAUCAGAAGGCCCUGUCCAUGUGUCCGCCGGUGCCGGUGGGCUGUCAGCUGGUGAAGGAGCCCGGCUGCGGCUGCUGCCUAACGUGCGCGCUCGAAGAGGGCCAGCCGUGCGGCGUGUACACCGGGCCGUGCACGCGCGGGCUCCGCUGCCUGCCCAAGAACGGCGAGGAGAAGCCGCUGCACGCGCUCCUGCACGGCCGGGGGGUGUGCAGGAACGAGAAGUUGUACAAACUGCUGCAUCCGUCAAAAGAUGGAGAAUCUCAUGAUGACGCCAUGCUACCAGUCCCAGAGUCCAUGCUACCCCAAACCAAGGUUCCCUUAUAUGGAAGAGACCACAUCAGCAGUCGGAAGGCACAGGCCAUGAAACAGGCCAAGGACCGCAAGAAGCAGCUGGCCAGGCUGGGACCUGCCAGCAACCUGGACUUCUCCCCGCUCAGCCUGGAUAAACUGGAGCCUGAAUUCGGCCCCUGCAGGAGAAGACUGGAUAAUCUCAUUCAGAGCAUGAAGGACACCUCUAGGGUCUUGGCUCUGUCACUGUACAUCCCCAACUGUGACAAGAAGGGCUUCUUCAAGCGCAAACAGUGUAAGCCGUCUCGUGGUCGGAGGAGGGGGAUCUGCUGGUGCGUGGACCGGUUUGGCGUGAAAAUCCCCGGCAUCAACUACGCUGGCGGAGACCUGCAGUGCAAAGAUCUCGACAGCAGCAGCAACAGCAACGAAUGAGAGCGAACUGGUGGUACUCGCUGAGCCCCCAAAACCUGCCAAUCAAGCUAGCACACUUACUGACUGCCAAUCAGGAAAAUACGGCACAAAUGCUUAUAUAUAUGGUCAGGUGUGAUGGACUGUUUAAUUUUUUUCUUUCAGAGGGGAGCCGAACUGAAAAGCUUGCUUGGGUGGAAAUCUUCACAUGUAGGUUUUUGGCUCCCCCGCUGACCGUGUACUAUGUUUGAGGUUAGCUAACACCUCACCUCUUUAUAUCCGUAGAUAAUAGAGGAUUAUAUAUAUUUGUAUGAUAUUGAUAAUAUGUUGUGUAUUGAGUGUAUUGCUAAAUUUACUCCACGAAAUUCUGAGACAAGACAUAUUUUAAAUGUGGCUACAAAUCAACUUUUUUCCUAAUUGUUGUCAUAGUGGUGAUCAAGGAGAAACCAUUGAAGAGUAAGUCAGUACUACUCUAAAUUAGCAAUGUUUUACUAACUGUUAAUCAUGUGAAUGACAUUUUGAUGUGAGAGGCAUUUUUUAGAUAUCAAAUAAUGACUUCUGCCAUUCAGUGCUGCCCACAACCCACUCUCACUGAACACGUUCAGACUUUUCGGCUACUCUGCCAAGCCAGAAAAUGGGGGAAGGGUUCUGAAGGAUUCCUGUAGGAGGCUGGGUAUAUUAUAUAGUCAUCAGAUGGGAAAACCAUCUGAAGACACACAGAAUCAGCUGACAGUCAUUCCAUAUGCCAUAGCCAUGUCAGCAUGAUAGCUAUCAUUGUUUGUUCAGCAUAGAGUCAAGAAAAUCCUGUUUUCACUAAUUGGAUCUGUUACAGCUAACAGAAGCCUACACUUAAAAGAACAGUUUGGCAUUAUGGGAAACUUAUCACAGUCUUGUCGAAGGUUUAAUGAGAUGAUUGACACCACACUCAUAUUUGUCUGUUAGAAUGAAGCUAAAGCCAGCAGCUGGUAAGCUUAGCUUAGCACAAAGACUGGAAACAGCUAGCGUGGCUCUGUCCAAAUGUGACAAAAUCCAUCUACUAGCACUUCUAUAACCCCCCUUACAACUUGCAGUGAAAUGCAUUUCCCUGAUCGGAUUGCAAUCAGAUAGUGCUUGACCACAUCAAAAAAGUAAGGGUGUAAAUGCGCCCAGAAUGCAUUGAGAAUAGAUUAUGAUGUGAUCGGCCAAAUCACAGGAGGUGGUCAGGGAUGCAUUGUGAUCAUUUGAACACAGGUGUAAGCUUAAAUGCAAUUGCGUUUUUAAUUUACAAACAGCAAUAUGGACGGAAAUACCAGAUCUCCAGGAAGUGCACCAGGCUUUGAAGCCAAUUUUCAUAGUGGCCAAACGGUGACAUUACAUCCAUGGCCCAAAAAGCCUUUUCUCAUUGACUUACAUGGGUAAAGAGACAUCUGGAAAUCAGCUGAUGAAUUAUUUUGAGCAUCACAACCCCUGCAAAAUGACUUGUCUCACUCCAUUUAGUUUGAUAACAUUUGGAAAGUACGCUUGCUUUUUCGGCCCAAUAAUGCAGAGGCAAUCCCGAUCAUCCAGGUAAUUUUAUACAAAUGGCAGGUGAACAUUUCUGGUUUCAUGCACCAUUAAGGAACUUUCAUAGGAAUGAACGGGACACCACCCUCCACAAUGUAUCCAGUUCACUUUGUAUAUCCAUGGGGAAUACUUAAUUGCACACAAAACCAGCAAGCUAGCAGCUAUUAGUUAGUUAGCUAACCAAGCUAUUAGGGAAAAGCAGCAAGAAAGGCAAAAAAUUUUCAAGACACUAGUUGAUGGAAUCAAGACAAGACCAAGUGAGUUUAAUUAGGUCCGAAACUUGACAUCUCAUAUCGCAACCAAGCCAUUUAUGAAGCAACGGCUAAGCAAAUGGAGGAGAACGGCUCCAACUGAUCCUGGACACGGCGAUUAGAUCUCAAAGGACACAUAUUUACGUUUGAAUCCUGAGCAAAUGAAAGAGAAAAUGAAAACAAAUUCAAAACAAGAAAAUUAGUUUAAAACAAAAAAGUUAAAAACAAACAUACAAACAAGGAAAUGACCUGAAAAAGUACUUAAAAAUUCCAAUAAUUAUGUCUCUAUAAUAAUUUUCUAAAUUUAGUUGUUGUUGUUUUUUUGCAAUUUGUGGGACAUUUCUUACCAAGUUGCAUUUUUCCUCAUCAUUGCCUUUUUCCUAUGUUCUUGAAAUAAAUAGCGCCAACUUGCUCAAUGUUCAAACGUUUAAAUACUUGAAAAAAAGUGUCUGAGAGCAGCACAAGAAAAGUGAUGUCUCUCCAGGUUUCAAAGGGUUAAUACCAGGGGCUCUAG